This is a messenger RNA of Corylus avellana, 1113 nucleotides long. The record is from RefSeq and is a predicted model, not a curated record. NCBI's taxonomy places the organism in Eukaryota, Viridiplantae, Streptophyta, Magnoliopsida, Fagales, Betulaceae.
CUCUCUCCUCUCCCCACUCGGGCCACUCUCCAUCUUCACUUUCCUUUUUCCCUCCAAGAAAAAACUACCCUUCCUUCCAACUCUCCCAUAUCCUAAAAUCUCUCUCACGUUCAUCAACUUCUUCACCUUCCUUCCUUCCAAUUCCAAAUCUCUCAAUUUUUUCCUUCCCAUCGCAGACCCACAACCCUCAUAUCACGUAUGCACUGUGAGAGAAGCUUAUCUGCAGAAACAAGAAGGGAUUGACUCUCAACAGAAGGAGACUGGGAGAGAGAACGAGAUUGGUAAUGGACGAGCAGUUCAUACUCAGAGUUCCACCUUCUGUUGCAGAGCGAUUAGACCGCCUUUUGAGUGAAAGUGAAAAUGCUUCAUCUUCUGACGACAAGUCAUUGGAUUUGUCCUUUUCUGAGGAUGGGAAGAGUGGCACGUUUGUCAUUGGCAAUGAUCAUUUCCCUGCAUCACUGUUGGAUCUUCCUUGUGUUGUGGAAUCAUAUAAAACAUAUGAUGACAGUGUAUUGAUCAAGACUGCAGAUGUUGGUCAGAUGAUUAUGGUUAGAGAAGCAGGUGAUGAUACUCCAGAUGUGGUGGAGUACAGACAUGGUCUCACCCCUCCUAUGAGGGAUGCUCGAAAGCGGAGAUUUCGCAGGGAGCCAGAUCUAAAUCCUGAGCUUGUACAGCGUGUCCUGAAAGAUUUAGUGAAGAUCCAUGCUGGUGCAGCAGCGGAGAAUGUUGAUAUCCUUAUAUCUGCUGAGCAAGAGGAAGAUGUAGAUGGAAGUGUCCGGAAUGCAAGUAAAAAACCUGUGCCUGCGCCUGUUGUAAAGGCAGAUGCCCCAGAGGUUGGAACAAAUGCUGGGGAGCCUGACAGAAGCGACUCUGAUGAAUCUGAUGACUCAAUUUGAAUUGAAGCCACUUGUAGAAUUUAAAGUAUGUUUAUACGAAUAAUAAGAGCAUGUAUUGCUGUUAGUUUGAUUUUUUUGUAUCUCGUCUUGUUUUGUAAUUCAACACACGAAUUAAUUUGGUUCUGUUAGGUUAUUAGCUAUAUGGUGUGCAUUGUGAAGAAUUUCCACAAAAGGUGGUGAGGUGAUGUCUUGAGCAAAGCAUAUUUUUCUUGAGAAA